ACUUCACCAGCAGACAUAACUCGCAAGAUGCCGGAAUACCGUCCUCUAGCUGUUGAGCGGCAAGUUUUCUUGAUUGGAAUAUGGCGAUCUGUUACUCUAAACGAUAUUUUCCUGAAAGAGAUUCAAAUAGAAGAGGAAAAAAUUACAGAUAAAAUCUGUCAACUGCAGUUGUCUCCUUCCGGAUUGUUUUUGUUUGCAAAAACAGGAAACUACAACACAGGGCUGGAGAAUGGAGUUCUGCUGCAUAAGAUUUACUCAAUCGCAUCAAAAAAGUCAAAACCAGAGCAUCUGUUGUGCAUCAUUGAUGAAGAUGAAGAGGAUAAAUUUGCUGUCAUUUUGCUCCGUUGUAACACUUUGAAAGACAGCUUCCUCAUACAGAACACCAUGAAAGAACUGUGGGAUGUUUGUUUCAUGUCAGAGAAACAGUUUUAUAUCAAGCGUGAGCCUUGUGGGAGAGUGAAAAGUAUGCUGAGAGGAUCGUAUGGGUCAGAUGAAAGUUGGCAGAAAAGCAACAGUGAAAAAUCCGAUGAAAUAUAUAAUUCUGGGUCUUUGAUAACGAUCGAUGAUUUCAAUAAAUAUCAGCACGCCACAGAGUCAAACAUGACAACCAUAAGAGAACAGCUUGAUAUGAUUUUUUCAGAAAUCAACAAUGUUAAAGUCUACCUAACGAACACCGACAUAACGAAUGAAGAUAACCUCGAAGACCUCAACAACAUGAAAGGCAUGAAGUAUUUGAGAGCGAUCGCACAUAACAAAGACGGAGAUUCAAACAAUGAAAUCCGAAGUUUGGAAGACUAUUUUGAUGUAGAUGUAUUGAAAGCCAGCAAAUUGUCUGACACUGAAAAUGAAGAAUAUAUUUUAUUACGAAACAACCUCUUAAAAAAAUCUCAUGACGGCUAUUUUCAAGAGAAGCCCAUCCGUUUUAAGCCUGAUUAUUUACACAGUGACCCACUGUUUGGUAAAACGCGUAAAGGCCAUAGUCUGGAGGACUGUCUCAACACGAAGGAAAGCAACAUGGUGAAUAGCCAAAUGGAGAUAAUGGAAUCAACCUCGAAAGCUAAUUCCGUGGCAAAGGGCCGCAAACCAGGCAACUGGGGAUUUUUACAAGAACUUUUUGAUUUGGAAUCAAACAGCAAAGAGUCCAUAACAAAAAAGAACAGUGAUAGGACUUUCACACCUUGUCAUGCAAAACCCCUUGAUAUGGCUUACAUGCGCACAGGAGUACGAAAACCCAUUGAAGAGGUCUACCGAAAGAAAGACAGCCAAGUAUUUACCUGGGACGCUGUAUACAAACCAAACCACAGUUAAGACAGGUAAUUCUGUCGGUUUUUUUUUUUUUACCUCACACUAUCUGAAGCCACCUUAAUGAACUUCAAAGCUACAACUUGUUAAUUGGACAAAAAGCAAAAAAAAAAAAAAAAAUUCAAAA
This is a messenger RNA of Octopus sinensis (East Asian common octopus), 1429 nucleotides long. RefSeq lists its product as uncharacterized. The record is from RefSeq and is a predicted model, not a curated record. The coding region runs from base 28 to 1308 and encodes 426 amino acids. NCBI's taxonomy places the organism in Eukaryota, Metazoa, Mollusca, Cephalopoda, Octopoda, Octopodidae. The transcript is spliced from 2 exons.